Molecule: messenger RNA, 1020 nt
Organism: Sinocyclocheilus grahami
Lineage: Eukaryota; Metazoa; Chordata; Actinopteri; Cypriniformes; Cyprinidae
Product: THAP domain-containing protein 8-like
Exons: 3
Coding region: 383-895 (170 amino acids)
Biological process (GO): regulation of transcription by RNA polymerase II
Cellular component (GO): nucleus
Molecular function (GO): DNA-binding transcription factor activity; RNA polymerase II cis-regulatory region sequence-specific DNA binding
Source: RefSeq, a predicted model, not a curated record
UAUUCCUUUAAUACAGAGAGGAUAGUCCAUAAUAAAGAAAAAGAAGAUAUAAUUAAUCAUCUCAGCAAACAUGAACUGGGACAAUGCAUGCAUUUCAGCCAAACAGAGGAAGUAAUGCACAUGAAUGGAAAGACUUGAACUUAAAGACUUACUAUGUGUGCUUAACAUCACAAUGCAAAAUCUACUUAAAACUGGUCCAAGACAGGAUUACCAGGAUUUACGUGUUAUUAUUAUUAUUCCUCCCCCUCUCCUGUCGGCGCUCCACGCAGUAUCCAGACGGUGGCGGAGAGGCACCUAAACUGGUUUGCAGACGCCCGUUAAACCUUAGAAGAAGAAGAAGAACAACCGCAUAGUUGUUUAAAGAGUUGUGACGAUUGCAAAAAUGGCAAAGAGGUGUGUUUUCGGCUGUUUGCCCAACAAAACCCUUUUCAGUAUCCCACGACCACCUUGGCUACGGUCCCGCUGGCUUGAGUUUUUGCACUUUGAAGAGGAAGGGUUAACGGUAAACUCGCGGCUGUGCUCGAGGCAUUUCACGCCCGAGUGUUUCCAGAAUUUAACCCAGCACCAAAUGGGGUUUGCCAGGGUCUUGUAUCUGAAGAACACCGCUGUUCCGUCGGUGUACACGGUUGGCGCAUCACAGAGUAUGAAGCCUCGGACGCGGGAUGUGGGCUGCCAGUGUUCCGCUCAAACCCCAAAAAAGAGCACCUCGGUUCAAGCCUCGUUCCCAACCCCUAAACCGAAACGACGUAGUAAAGCUGUUCAAGUGAAGUCUUCAGAGCAUGCUGAUCUUGUUUGCGCCCAUCUGGAAACACCGGAGCGCGCAGCAACGCCAAUCAAAGCAUGGAUGAUUUCACCUAUGAACCAGAAACCACAGAAGACCGUGAAAGGUGAUUAAUUCUCUGUAGUAGUCAGACCUGUGUUUUGAAAAGCAUAUAAUCUUGGGGGUGAUAUAAGGGGUUUUGAGUAUAGACUCUUUGUUGUUGUAUUUGUGUGUAUUUAUAUAUAUAUAUAUAUAUAUAU